Messenger RNA from Oryza sativa Japonica Group (Japanese rice), 1022 nucleotides. RefSeq lists its product as uncharacterized. The record is from RefSeq and is a predicted model, not a curated record. NCBI's taxonomy places the organism in Eukaryota, Viridiplantae, Streptophyta, Magnoliopsida, Poales, Poaceae.
AUCCCCCGCGACAAUCGCCACGAAUUCCCCCGCGCCGCGCCAUCCACACCCACACGCGCGCGCCGGCCAGCCUACGCUUUUCCCCUCCCCCCCUCCCCCGCAACGAGCCGCGGCGGAAGGAAGGAUGGGGAGCCUUGGCGGGGAGGAGGGGGCGAGGCCGGCUGCGGCGGCGGAGGGGGCGCGGAGGCCGAGGUUCCUGUGCCUGCACGGGUUCCGGACGAGCGGGGAGAUCAUGCGGAAGCAGGUGGUGGGGAAGUGGCCCGCCGACGUCACGGCGCGCCUCGACCUCGUCUUCGCCGACGCGCCGUUCCCCGCCGAGGGGAAGUCCGACGUCGAGGGCAUCUUCGACCCGCCCUACUACGAGUGGUUCCAGUUCGACAAGAAUUUUACAGAGUACAGGAAUUUCGACGAAUGCCUGAACUACAUCGAGGAAUUGAUGAUUAAAGAAGGGCCUUUUGAUGGACUGAUGGGUUUCUCUCAGGGCUCGAUUCUAUCUGGCGCCCUUCCGGGCCUCCAAGAACAAGGGUUGGCCCUGACUAGAGUUCCUAAGAUCAAGUACCUCAUAAUCAUAGGAGGCGCCAAGUUUCAGUCGCCGACGGUUGCCGAGAAGGCGUACGCCAAUAACAUCAAAUGCCCCUCGGUUCACUUCCUCGGUGACACUGACUUUCUGAAAACCCAUGGCGAAAAGCUUAUAGAAUCAUAUGUGGAUCCAUUCAUCAUACGUCAUCCAAAGGGCCACACUGUUCCAAGGCUUGAUGAGAAGAGUCUGGAAAUCAUGCUCCGUUUCCUCGAUAAGAUUGAGAAGGAGACAGCGCUCGAGCAUUCAUCCACUGAUGUUGACGAAAAGGAAAUGUACUUGUGAAGGGUAGAAGAUUAGUGUCCAGUCCAGAUACACACCAAAUUCAUACUAUAGACAAGCAUACUGUUGUACUUGUAUCCUCCUUAUUUAUGUGGUGGUACAAAGAGUUGAAAACUAUUGAAUAAUCACGCAAAAGAAUGGAUGUGUACUCUUUAAUUUGUCU